Molecule: messenger RNA, 1078 nt
Organism: Eurytemora carolleeae
Lineage: Eukaryota; Metazoa; Arthropoda; Copepoda; Calanoida; Temoridae
Product: prolyl 4-hydroxylase subunit alpha-3
Exons: 9
Coding region: 182-1078 (298 amino acids)
Cellular component (GO): endoplasmic reticulum
Molecular function (GO): procollagen-proline 4-dioxygenase activity; protein binding
Source: RefSeq, a predicted model, not a curated record
CCAUGUUUUUUUGGGACACCCUGUAUAUAUUUUCCUAAUUACCCUAUUACCAUAUUAGUACCAUAUUAUCCUAUCAGAGAGGAGUUAUGAUUGAACUCACGUUAGACUUCAAUCUCUUACGAGACAUUUAGCUUGACGUGAUUUAAGGUUUAUUUAUAAUUUUCACGUUUUUAGAUUUGGAAUGUUGAAACCAAGCAUAUCAAUUUAUAUGAUUUUCAUAUUUACCAUUAAUCCAAGUAUAUGUGAAAAACCCGACAAUGAUAUAUUUUCCUCCGUGAAAGAACUUUCAAAACUUGUGAAAAAAGAAGACAAAUUUUUCUUAAACUUGGAGACUUUAACGAUAGAGUUAGAGAAAAAGGUUUCGAAACUUCGAAGAUAUUUAAAAUUUAACAAGCCAAGGAGAGGGGUGGAGACUCCGGAGGAAUAUGUUUCUAAUCCUGUAAACUCGAUAGCACUCGUUAAACGAUUGGGAUUAGAAAUGCAUAAGUACGGAAUCCAUGAGCUAUUGGCAGAAAAAAAAACAUUAGAGUUGCAAACAGAACUAAACAGUCUUAUCCAGGAAUUUCCAAAAAUGUCAGAUUUUUCCGGAGCCGCUAAUGGUAUUCAUCUGUUACAGGAACACUACAGGUUGAAUAUUUCACUUGUUGCAGAGGGAAUAAUUGAAUAUGAAAACCAGAUUUUUAAAAGUGAACAUACCCUUGGUGCAGAUGAGCUUACUGAAAUAGGAAUGCAUGCAGCAAAUGCUGGUUUCUAUGAUAGUGGAGUAGACUGGUUACAGCUCGCUAGGAUUAAAUAUCAUACAAACAGAAAAAAUGGUGAAUUGUUUACGGAGACCACGGAGUCCAUCGAUUCCCGGCUUCGUGACGCAAUCAAGAUUCAUGAUCAUUGGUUGGAAACCAGAGGAGUAGUUGGAGAGACGCAUAGAUGUAAUCACCUACCAUUCAAUACUAAACUCAGGAAAAAGAAGAAGUAUCGUGAAGCCAGGAAAUCUAAUAGUUGGAGAAAAGCGGAGAAAAGUAGAAACAUUUUCCCCCUUUAUACACUUGUCAAAGAUGCUAGGGAACAUUCACUCAGGUAA